CCUCCUCCGCCUCGGCAGUGCGGGCCGCCUCCCUCCCUCCCUCCUCCGGCCGUAGCCUCCUCCGGCGGCAGCGGCGGUGCCCGCCGGCCCCAUGGCGGCGGAGCCCCAGCCCAAGGCGCUGACUCGCAAGCCCCUCCUGCUCAACAAAGUGGAGGGGUCGCAGGAGGUGGUGAACAUGGCAGCGAUAGUGCCCAAGGAGGACGGAGUCAUCAGCGUCUCCGAAGACAGAACAGUUCGUGUCUGGCUGAAGAGAGACAGUGGGCAGUACUGGCCCAGCAUAUACCAUGCAAUGCCAUCUCCAUGUUCAUGCAUGUCUUUUAACCCGGAAACCAGAAGGCUGUCCAUAGGUCUAGACAAUGGUACAAUCUCAGAAUUCAUUUUAUCAGAAGAUUACAACAAGAUGACACUAGUGAAAAGUUACCAGGCUCAUCAGAGCAGGGUCAUCAUGAUUCUGUUUGUCCUGGAGAUGGAGUGGGUGCUGAGCACCGGACAAGACAAGCACUUCACGUGGCACUGUUCGGAGAGUGGCCAGCGGCUGGGGGGGUACCGCACCAGCGCAGGCGCCUGCGGCCUGCAAUUUGAUGUGGAAACCCGGCAUGUAUUUGUUGGUGACCAUUCUGGGCAAGUCACUAUCCUGAAACUAGAGCAAGAGUCCUGCAGCCUUGUUACCACAUUUAAGGGACACACAGGUGGUGUCACUGCUCUCUGCUGGGACCCAAUACAGCGAGUUUUAUUCUCAGGCAGUUCUGAUCAUUCCAUUAUAAUGUGGGAUAUUGGAGGAAGAAAAGGAACAGCCAUCGAGCUGCAAGGACAUAAUGAUAAAGUUCAGUCUCUCUCCUAUGCUCACCACACCCGGCAGCUCAUCUCCUGUGGUGCAGACGGGGGAAUCGUUGUCUGGAACAUGGAUGUUGAGAGGCAGGAGACCCCAGAGUGGCUGGAUAGUGACUCCUGUCAAAAAUGUGACCAGCCUUUCUUCUGGAACUUCAAGCAAAUGUGGGACAGUAAGAAAAUUGGCCUCAGGCAGCAUCACUGCCGGAAGUGUGGGAAAGCCGUGUGCGGGAAAUGCAGCUCCAAGCGCUCCUCCAUCCCGCUGAUGGGGUUUGAGUUCGAAGUGAGGGUCUGCGACAGCUGCCACGAGUCCAUUACAGAUGAGGAGCGGGCGCCUACAGCUACUUUCCAUGACAGUAAGCACAACAUUGUUCACGUACACUUCGAUGCCACCAGGGGGUGGCUGCUGACCUCGGGGACAGACAAGGUUAUUAAGUUGUGGGAUAUGACACCAGUAGUGUCUUGAUGUUACAUCAGUGGAACUUGAAAGGUGAUAUUUACAGAAGAAACGGAUUUCCUAACCCUAAUUAUACUGCAGAAGAUAGAUAACACUGGGUGCUUACGGCAGAUGAGAAAGGAACUAAUGUGUUUACAACAACUUUAUGUCCUCUGCUUGAUCCAGGCUGAGCAUUUGCACGAAGACUCUUUCCACUUCUUCUCAAAAUAUACAAGAAGGUAUUUUUUUAACUAACGGUUUGUACGAUCUGACUUUGGUUGUCUUGAGUUUGUUUGGAAAAAUCUGUGUGCAGUGCAAUUUUUAGUUUUUAUAUUUCACUAUGUCAAGAUACUUGCUGCUUUGUACAGAGGGUUCUUGGGUUGUGUCUUCCUCUGUGAGUUUUCGGUGUCAACAGACUGUGUACGGCAAUCGGCUCUCCCUGCAGCCAGUACCUGUUGGUUUGGGAUAUUUCUGCUGACCAUGCUCUCUUCAGAGGAGGAAAUCCAGGCAUGGUCUCUGGGUGCAUCACUGAGGAGCUGAUGGACUGUUGCAAAUGCUAAAAGGGCUCUACCAUCUACUUGUCCUAGUGGGCGUCAUCCAGAGAGCAUUCAUUGGUCUGCAAAAUCAUCCCGCCUCUUCCUUUGCUGCACAAGUCGCAGAACCAGGGGUCAGGUUAUUCAGCAACUGAUUUCUACAGAAAACCGAAAUAGUUUUCCAGCUCAGAGCAUUACAGGAGCACACAGACUUAUUUGAGUUUGAUGAUGAUGACAGUCUGAUUCAAAUUAUUGGCAACAGGAACUUUUGGGAGUGUGUGCAUGGAGGGGGGCAGAUCUAAAACUGGUCUAGAUCUGAAAAGUCUGGUUUAUCUCUACCUCUACCUCUACCUUGCACAGCAACAUUUCAGCAUUUGUACCUGUCUAUGUUGUUGAAGAUGAAUUUUGUUUUUCCUGUCUUCCAUAUGGUUAGUCAUAUUUAUUUUUCAAAAUGCUGAUGGUUUUUAUUAAUUUUCUCUAUAGACCCAAAUUGAUAUUGCUGAAUGAUGCCCAUUGUCCUGUUGUCAUACUUUACAGUUUCUCUUAAAAAUAAACAGUAUUUAAAAACCUGGGUUGACCAAAAUUACCUUUUUAGAAUGAUAUUGUCAAGGUGAAUAAACUGAAAAAGCCCUUUUUUCCAAAGGGACCUUCUCUGAGGAGCCAACUCUCCAUUCCUUUAAUCCAUGUUACUUUUAAGCAUGGUAUUACUCACGCAUUUCAAAGAAGCUGGUGUAGAGAACAGAACUGCUGUCCAGACCAAAAGCUUUCCUGCAUCUCCUGUUUCAGCAGGCCCUGUGGUUGUAGCAGCUGAGACACGACACAUUGGUAGUGGUCAGUUUUGCCCUGUUUUGGACUUACCUUCUUGCCUCUGUGGUGGGGAGGCCAUGACAUUUGCCACUACAGAGCACAUUGCUACCUGGAGAAACCUUGUGUUCUCUCUUGAGAGAGAAUUCUAAGAGAAAAUAAAGUUUCUCCUUUGUUUGCCCAGCAGCAAUUCACUUCUGAGGGGAAAAAGGAAUGGUUAAUUCAGUCCAUGGCAUUAAUUCUGCUCCAGUGAGCUGCUGCAGUAAAGGGUGAGUGGACUUCUGUGUGCACAUCACAGGACUGCUGUCUAUUUUCAGGGAAAAUUCUCUUUUUAAACAUCCCAUAACUUGUGAUGAAGCAUUUUGCAGUCACAUUCUCUGAAAUAACACCACCUUGGAUUUCCUGGUCGUACAGCUUGUUGUUGGUUUCCCUCUAGACAGCAUAUUUUAAAGCAUAUUUUCAAACAUAAUUCACAGACUGCUAUUAUUUUUCCAGCUUGAAAGUUGUUUUCUCCGUCCUCCCACUUUCUCUCCUGGAAACUAGAUGCUUGUUUCCUCUUGGAAUGCUUUUUAUUACACCUUGUGCAUGUUUUCUGAUGACUGAAGUGUUCUUGGCUGUCAAAGCUGUGCAAGAUGAGCAAGUGGCCUGCCGUAUUUCAUUCCAGCUGGAGAAUAUGUACAAAGCUUUGCUGGACUGUGGUGUUCCAUCUUCCUUUGGGCUCAGGGCCUUUUGGCCAAAGAUGUGACUUGUGCUGUGCAGGGAGUGCAUCUCCUGGUGACAGAAAAACGGGCACACUGAAGUGAAUUUAAAUUGCUGUUUAGUGCCCAGUUGAUGAGACAGCAGUGGCACCAAGUCUGGGACUCCAGCAUGAAUUCUGCUCACCCUGAUGGAGCGGUGGAGUCAGCAAGCUGAGGAUCUGCCCCUGGUCAGUGCCUACUCCUGAACAUGUAAUGUGGAAACAAAGGUGAAGAACUGAUUCCAAAGGAGACUACAUUUCAGAAUGACUUGGACUGUUUUGCAAUAAACUCGUGGCCACUCCCCCUGUCUUCCAAAGAGUCAUGGUUUCAGUGUUGCUUAUGUCUGCAUGUGGGGAUGCAUUGAUGUGCCGAGUCUCUUCUGUGAUGACUUUUUAUGUAAUAUUGAGGAAGACAGAGUUUUUUUCUCUUCAAAACUGCAUCUUGUGAAUGUUGGCAGGAAAUCUUUGCUCCUCAGAAGAAAAAAUGUCAUCCCGAGGUUGCCAGUAACCUGAAGUUCUGGGAUUUGAGAUGAACUUUGUGUGAUCAAAUGACUUUUCAUUGCAUUUUCCCAGUUUGGGGAUUUCCCCUUCUGACCAGUCUUUGGCCAUCUCUGAAAUUGUUUGCUGCAGGACACACUGUACUGCUUAGAAGAGAAAGAAAUUGAGUUCAGUUGAAACUGCUGCCAAGUAGGGACAUUGAACUCAAAACCAAAAUGAAAACAAGACAGCACAGUGCUGGCAAAGUCUGUGCAAAGAGGGGAUACCAAGAAGGAAUGUUAUCAGCAUACAAACAAAACCUAAAAAAACCAAACCGAAACAAAAAUCACCCACACUGUAGAAAUGUUCAUCAGAACUGCAUAAAACCAAACCAUCCCCCCAUCCCAGUACUGUAAGCCAGCCAGCAGCCAUGGUCCAGAUCCAGAAGCCACAAGGAACAUAGGGUUGUUCCAGUCUGUGAAGAUUUCCAUUUCUUGUUCUUUGGUUCAAUUGCCAAAUAAUAUUAACCUACUACCUCAAGUAGUUUUUUCAAACUGCAUUAAAUGCAUGAGCACCUGGACAUUAAGAGGGUGGGGAAGAGACACAUGACUGCUGAGAUGGUGCAGAAGAGGUAUCAGGCCUUAUGAAGAUAGUUUUGCCUCUCUCCAAUUAUUUGUUCUUGAGACAAUAAAUAGUCUGAAUUUAUUAAAAUGUUUAUCACCUUUAUACUUACAUUUUGUAGCAGGUCAGGGCUUCCUUCAGAUGUGAAAGACACAUUGCAAACACCCCUAUUUUGUCCUGUCCCAAGAAAAUUCUGUGGGGUUGCCAUGGCCAAGUAAUUAAGAAAUUUUCACAAAUAGACAAGUACACAAACUUCCUUGCUACAUCUUUUUCAUUAGCAUUAGUUGUAGCUGUGGUUUAGCUUUCCAAAGGCUGAGCCUUGUUCCUGACUGUUUAGUAUGUUAAGUUUGUCAUACUGACCAAUAUCUUGUGGGCUUUGCUAAUCCCUUUGCUAAUUGUGGGCUAAUCUUUUUGAUUAGAGGGAUUUUGUAUGAAAAAAAGAUAUGGCUUUGUUCAGGUCAGUGUUUUGCAGGAAUUCUGCUCAACAAUUUGACCAUCUUUUUCUACCUACUACAUUGUAACACUUUCCAGUACUGUUCCAUUAUGUAAAUAAGUGUUUCUGAUGUAGCUGAAUAAAUUGUGGUAUCUUAACCCCACUAAAUUAAUUACUA
Molecule: messenger RNA, 5046 nt
Organism: Parus major (Great Tit)
Lineage: Eukaryota; Metazoa; Chordata; Aves; Passeriformes; Paridae
Gene: WDFY2
Product: WD repeat and FYVE domain containing 2
Exons: 13
Coding region: 92-1294 (400 amino acids)
Molecular function (GO): protein binding; metal ion binding
Source: RefSeq, a predicted model, not a curated record